CCGCUUUAUCCAUAAUAAUUUUGAUUAACUUCAUGUCCAUCAUGCAUCAUCCUUCUCCAAAACCAGCAGCCAUGGAAGAUCACAGCGAUCCUAUGCCCUUCCAGAUCUUCGCGAAGCUUCUAGACGGAAAAACAACAAUCCUAAAUUUCGAAACCCCAGACUCAUGUACAACCCAAUCAAUCAAGCAAAAAAUCUUCGAAAUCACAAAAAUCCCUAUUCACUAUCAACGCUUGAUAUGCAGAGGAGUCCAAUUAAACGAAGACGCUAUCAUCACAAUCCCCGAAUCCACGGUCUAUCUCCUCCUCCGUCUCCUCGGUGGCAAAGGCGGGUUCGGCUCUCUCCUUCGCGGGGCCGCCACAAAAGCUGGUCAAAAGAAGACGAAUAAUUUUGACGCGUGUCGGGAUAUGAGUGGAAGGAGACUGAGGCACGUGAAUGCGGAGAAGAAGUUGGAGGAGUGGAAAGCGGAGGAAGAGGAUAGGAGGUUGGAGAAGAUGGCGGAGGAGUUUAUUAAGAAGAAGGCGAAGAAAGGGAAAAGGGGGGCUGGAGAUGGUGAGGCGGAGAAGUACGUGGCUAGGUAUAGAGAGGAGUCGGCGAAAUGUGCUGCAGUAGUUGAGGAGGCUAUGAAAGAGGUGUUUGGGAAUGGGAAGGGGAAUGGGUUUAGGAAGAGGAAGGGGAAGGGAGUUGUGGAAGGUAUGGAAGCCAAGAAAUUAAAGAUUUGGACGGGGAAGAGAAAAUUGGGUGAAAGUGAAGGAAUGGAUGAAGAUAGUAGUGAUGAUGACAGUGACGAGGGAAAUGAGAAAUCUGUUGUUUUAAAUAAUGGGAAUCAUUCAGAUUCAAAUAACAAAGCCGAGGGGAGUCAAGAUUCGGUUACUGGAAAUCAAGAUGGUGAAUGUUCUGGCGGUGCUUCUUGUGCCAGUGGCUCUGAAGAAGAAAAGGAGGCUUCUUCAGAACAAAGCUUGAUAUCUAAUCCCUGUGGAGAAAUUGCUCUGAAAAAAGAGGAUGAAGUGGUUGAAGCACAGAUUCUUGAGGAAACAGUAGCAAAGACUGAAGAGGUUUUUGAAACUGAAGCACUUGAGGCUGAAAAGCAGGAGAAUGUUGGACCUAAUUCUCAAUGUCCAAAUGCUUCAGAUUCUGGAAAGGGGGGAAUUAUUGAAAGCAGACCAGUUAUUGCUGAACCCAAUGGUUUCUCUAAAUCAAAACCUGUGUCUAAUGAGAUAGUUAAUGUAGGCAAUGGUGAUUCGGAGAAGCCACUAAAUUUUGAUGAAUUCAAUUCAGCAUCAGAGUUGGAGGUACUUGGCAUGGAAAGGUUGAAGACUGAACUGCAGGUCCGUGGGCUUAAGUGUGGGGGUACAUUACAAGAGCGUGCUGCAAGGCUUUUCCUCUUGAAAUAUACUCCAUUGGAGAAGCUUCCCAAAAAACUACUCGCUAAGAAAUGAGUCUUCUCGCGAUGAUUCAUCUGAUUCGGUAGUAUGGUAGAAGAAUUCGUGCCUUCCAAAUGUAUAGUUUUGAGUUCCGUACAUUUUACUAGUUUUAUUUAUUACUUGUAGCCGCUACCUAAAUUCUUGAGCUUGCAUGUUGAAGAAUGACGAAUAUUUAUAUUCUAA
Molecule: messenger RNA, 1604 nt
Organism: Populus nigra (black poplar)
Lineage: Eukaryota; Viridiplantae; Streptophyta; Magnoliopsida; Malpighiales; Salicaceae
Exons: 3
Coding region: 33-1436 (467 amino acids)
Cellular component (GO): nucleus
Molecular function (GO): protein binding
Source: RefSeq, a predicted model, not a curated record